This is a messenger RNA of Aureobasidium melanogenum CBS 110374, 1119 nucleotides long. RefSeq lists its product as uncharacterized. NCBI's taxonomy places the organism in Eukaryota, Fungi, Ascomycota, Dothideomycetes, Dothideales, Saccotheciaceae. The record is from RefSeq and is a predicted model, not a curated record. The coding region runs from base 1 to 1119 and encodes 372 amino acids. The transcript has 2 exons.
AUGCCGUUAUCACCACCUCCAAGCUCGACCUUUGAGCACGGCCGCCGAGGUCAAAUCCGCAGAUAUCUCCAGAAAUUCACCACCACAAUCCGAAGAGGAAGCAAGGAUUCCGACGCGGAAAAUAACAUUCCUCAAUCCAGUGUUGAGACAAAUGACGCCCAGGAACAUUCCCAUGAUGAUACAUUGUUCACAAACACAAUCGAUGCAGACCAGCUGCCAACAACACGUGAGGAUCCCGAGGAGCAAUCUCGACCUACCCCACCGGUCACAAUUGAAACAUUCCACGUUGAUCGUGCUUCUGUCUACCAGGAGAGGGUCCAGAAAUUGCGCGACAGAUAUGGGAUGAAUAUUGCUGGUAGUGACCGCUCUACCUUUCCUGCUACUGCUCGUCGUGUUCAGAAGUCUGCAAGGAUGCGUGUCCACCGUAGCUGUCAUGAAUGUGGUGUCGACUUUGGCCAUGGUAUCCAUUGUCGAGCUUGUCAUCACAGGCUGUGCGGAGAAUGUCCCCGUACCCCAGGAAGAGGUAUCAAGGAAGCUAUGGCGCAAGCGAGGGAGUUCCCCUUCCACGUUGUUGCUGAAGAAUCGUCGACGAGUCCAGACCUCCCCAUGACAGAAGCACCUGCCAUUGUCUCAGAUCAUCUCGACGUCUUCAACACCAUACCAUCUACUAGCAAACAAGUCUCAAAACCUUCAACAUCUCUAGAACCUAUCUUGGCCGGCAACAGCUAUCUACCACCAUUGGAGGUUGACGAUGAUGUUCCUGACAGCGCUCCAUUCCGUAUCGCAUACGACUUCCGUCAUGGCAAAGACAAGGCAGAUAUUUCUAUAUCACCUCGUUCAUCUCGUCACGUACCCUACCCCAUUGCCACCAUUAGAGAUCCAAUCUUGAGAGCUCCCUCAGGUGUGCAGCGCGUGUACCGCAAACCUCGCCAACGUGUUCGCUACACAUGUCACGAAUGCUCUACACCCUUCCAAAGUCACAACAGAAUUUGCGGCAAAUGUGCACACGCGCGCUGUUCUGAUUGCCGCGAUCUACCAUCCCACAAGUCGCACAAAUCACGGCCGGAUCCCAGACUAGUCGAAGCUGUUGACGAACGUCUUGCCCGAGUUGGAAAGUAA